UUGUCACAUAUCUGUCAUAGUCAUGCAUUUGGCACAUCUUUAAGUCUGGUCAAGUCAACAAUGGCAUACACACUCAUAACAAGCAGCCUUUGAAUACCUUAACACCCAUUUCUUGCUUGAUCGCUACUCCAACUAUAUAGACCCUUCUUCCAUGCAACUUCCUUAUAUCUAUAGUUUUUCUCUUUUCUUUUUAAAUUACAUGACUUUAUAAAUAGCCUAAAAAUCAACUCAGAAAAGAAACACAAGUUCUGCGAUGGAGGGAACUUUAAUUUCUUCUAAAUCUUAUCCCGGAGAAGAGAAUAUUGACUUGAACCAAAUCACACUCCGACCCCUUAAUCUUUCUGAUCUUGAUGAUGUCAUGGUAUGGACAACUGAUGAAAAAGUGACCAACUUCUGCUCUUGGGAACCUCAUACCAGCAAAGAUGAUGGCAUAAACUACAUUAAAAAUAUAGCAACCAAGUUUCUAUGGUGCAACGCUAUAUGUUUUAAUGAUCGUGCUAUUGGAUGUGUUUCUUUGUCCUCGAGCUCGCCUCAUGAUAAAAGCAGGAACAAAACUGCAGAACUUGGUUAUGUUCUAGGUUCUAAAUACUGGGGUAAAGGGAUUGCCACAUGUGUUGUGAAACAAGUUGUUAAGGUUGCGUUCACUGAGUUUCCACACUUGGAAAGGGUUGAGGCUCUUGUUGAUGUGAAAAAUGUUGGGUCUCAAAAAGUGCUGGAAAAAGCUGGUUUCCAAAAGGAGGGAGUUCUCAGGAAGUAUUUGUUCAUGAAAGAAAAAAGCAGGGAUAUGGUCAUGUUCAGUGUUCUUUCUAAUAUUACUUAGAUGAAAUGAAAUAUGUUACUCUUUCUAUAAAAUACUAUUUUUUU
Messenger RNA from Lathyrus oleraceus (garden pea), 864 nucleotides. RefSeq lists its product as uncharacterized. The record is from RefSeq and is a predicted model, not a curated record. The transcript has a single exon. Bases 254 to 820 code for a protein of 188 amino acids. Gene Ontology annotation, molecular function: acyltransferase activity, transferring groups other than amino-acyl groups. NCBI's taxonomy places the organism in Eukaryota, Viridiplantae, Streptophyta, Magnoliopsida, Fabales, Fabaceae.